Messenger RNA from Oncorhynchus kisutch (coho salmon), 2104 nucleotides. It is a transcript of the gene tpst2, whose product is annotated as tyrosylprotein sulfotransferase 2. The coding region runs from base 568 to 1641 and encodes 357 amino acids. NCBI's taxonomy places the organism in Eukaryota, Metazoa, Chordata, Actinopteri, Salmoniformes, Salmonidae. Gene Ontology annotation, biological process: peptidyl-tyrosine sulfation. Gene Ontology annotation, cellular component: Golgi apparatus. The record is from RefSeq and is a predicted model, not a curated record. The transcript is spliced from 8 exons. Gene Ontology annotation, molecular function: protein-tyrosine sulfotransferase activity.
UGUCAGGGGAGAUUUGUCAUUCGAAUUAAAUUAAAGUCAUCAUGGAAGUUGCAAUGGUACCACUGGGCACACACUAGUUGAAUCAACAUUGUUUCCAAGUCAUUGCAAUGUAAUUACGUUGAACCAAUGUGGAAUUGAAGUUGAAUUGACAUUGUGCCCAGUGGGGUGGCUUCUGUCCUCUCUAGCAUGGAGAUAAAAACAGAAUAAGGCCUACUGGGUCAGAAAAAUCAGUCCUGACAAUGCUUCAACCUCUCCUCUCUUUUGUAACUACUUCAUUCUUCCUUCCGUCCCCAUAAACUCACUCUGUUCUGCACCAGGCUUCACACUCAAACUAGAACACCACAGUUCAGCUUCCUCUUCCGUCCGUUAAGAAAGUACCUCUCUACCUUUACUUCAACAAGGUCAGUCUCACUGAAACUUAAAAUCUGUUCUACAAAAAAAACCUGGUUAAAAUAGCAGCACACACAGUUGGCCUCCUGCCCAUGACCAAGAGACCAUGACUAAGAGACCAUGACCAAGAGACCAUGACCAAGAGACCAUGACCAAGCACAACCAUCUCCAUCAGUGAUGCGUGUGUCAGCACGGAGGGUGUUAACAGGGCUCCUGAUCCUGGGUGGAAUCUCCACCCUGACCCAGUUCCUGCGUUUCUGUCUACCCUGCCGGCAGCCAUCCCAGGGUGCGGGCGAACCUGUGACCGUGCUGGUCCGGGACGGGUGGAGGGUCAGUUCUGACGUUCCCCUGGUGUUUGUGGGAGGGGUGCCUCGCUCCGGGACCACCCUGAUGAGGGCCAUGCUGGACGCCCACCCUGCGGUGCGGUGUGGGGAGGAGACGAGGGUCGUGCCCAGGAUACUGGGCCUUAAGCUGGGCUGGGCUGCUGAGAAGGAGGGGGUCAGCACCAAGGUCCUGGACCGAGCGGUCACUGCCUUCCUCCUUCAAAUCAUAGCAGGACAUGGGGAGCCAGCACCUCUACUCUGCAAUAAAGACCCCUUUACUUUGAAGAGCGCUAAGUACCUCGCUCACCUUUUUCCCAACUCUAAGUUCCUGCUGAUGCUGAGAGAUGGCCGAGCGGCGGUGUACUCUAUGAUUUCGCGUCGCGUGACGAUCGGUGGCUUUGACCUCUCCAGCUAUAGGGACUGCCUGGCCAAGUGGAGCCGAGCCACACAGGCCAUGCUGACACAGUGCACUCAGGUGGGCAGUAAGAGGUGCCUGGCUGUGAGGUAUGAGAGGCUGGUCCUCCACCCUCGCUCCACCCUGCAGACAGUGCUAAAGUUCCUGGGUCUGCCGUGGCACGAGGGGGUUCUGCACCAUGAAGAGGCUAUAGGAAAACCUGGAGGAGUCUCACUGUCAAAAACGGAACGGUCCACAGACCAGGUGAUGAGGCCAGUGAACUUAGACGCUCUGACUCGGUGGGUAGGUCACAUGCCCCCAGACGUAAUGGCAGACAUGGACGCUAUCGCCCCCAUGCUGGGGAGACUAGGCUACGACCCCAGAGCCAACCCACCUAACUACGGACAGUCUGACCCACAGUUCCUCAACAACACACAAAGGCUUCUGAGGGGAGACUUUAAAACUCCUGUAGCAAGCCUACAUCAGAAAGGACGUCCUCUGAUGUCCAUAAAAGGUUCACAGACAGAGAGGUGACAGGGUCAGCGCCUGGAACAACGGUCAACGCUGACCUAUGACCCCUGAUUAUCCUCUCAGGGAAGACAACAGCAUCAACCAAAAGGCUGGUGGCUAAGCACCAAGCACAGUCAGAGGGCAUAACCAUGCAUGUGCUCUAGACCUCAUUGAUAGGAAGAAGUGAUGUACAAUGGAGAAAAGUAUAUUUCCAAAAUGUGUUUACUUACCUGAAUAGGUUCUCCCACUGCCUCCAUUUUUUUGGGGUCCUUACAAAAACAAAAUAAUGGCCAAUCUUCACUAUAUUUUUGGUGAUAUCAAAGUGCCGCCAGCAGCCAUGUGGAUGAAUGGAGACAAGGGAAAAAUAGGCUCUUUGAGAAUCCAAGAAUGAAUUACUUACACAAUCGUCUCUAACAUGUAGGCUCAGCAUUCCUGAACAAUCGAAUUACAAGUCAGAAUGUUGAAUAAACUUAUUUUUAACAUACUU